Molecule: messenger RNA, 3701 nt
Organism: Gavialis gangeticus (Gharial)
Lineage: Eukaryota; Metazoa; Chordata; Crocodylia; Gavialidae
Gene: GUCY1A2
Product: guanylate cyclase 1 soluble subunit alpha 2
Exons: 8
Coding region: 93-2126 (677 amino acids)
Biological process (GO): cGMP biosynthetic process; response to oxygen levels
Cellular component (GO): guanylate cyclase complex, soluble
Molecular function (GO): heme binding; guanylate cyclase activity
Source: RefSeq, a predicted model, not a curated record
CGCCGCGGAGGGACAUGAGCCGCUGGAGCGGCGGCAGCAGCAGUAGCAGCAGCAGCGCCCCGGGCCCGCGCGUGUGAGCCCGGCCGGCCGCGAUGUCCCGCCGCAAGAUCUCGUCCGAAUCGUUCAGCUCGCUGGGCUCGGAUGGGCUGGAGACGAGCCCGGAGGACGAGGGCGAGUGCCCGCUGGCCCGCUUGUGCUGGAACGGCAGCCGCAGCCCGCCCGCGCCGCCCCCUCAAACCAUACGGCAGACUCUCCAAAGGACGCUGCAGUAUUAUGAGCAUCAAGUUAUUGGUUACAGGGAUGCAGAAAAGAACUUCCACAAUAUAUCAAACAGAUGCUCGUAUACAGACUACUCUGGCAAUGAUGAAGCUGAAGAUGUCUCAGGAAUUCUCCAGUGUACAGCUAAUAUACUCGGUUUGAAGUUUGAAGAAAUGCAAGAAAAAUUUGGGGAGGAAUUCUUCAAUAUCUGCUUUGAUGAAAAUGAAAGAGUUCUUCGAGCUGUAGGUGGCACCUUACAGGACUUCUUCAAUGGUUUUGAUGCUUUGCUGGAGCACAUUAGAACUUCAUUUGGAAGGCAGGCCACUCUGGAAUCCCCUUCUUUCCUAUGCAAAGAGCUUCCUGAAGGCAGUCUUAUGCUCCAGUACUUUCACCCACAUCAUAUUGUUGGAUUUGCAAUGAUGGGGAUGAUAAAGGCGGCAGCAAAAAAGAUUUACCAUUUGGAAGUGGAAGUGGAACAAAUCACUAAUGAUAAAUUGUGCUCAGAGGGGUCAAACCCUGGUAACUGCAGCAGUCUUACUUUUCUUAUCAAGGAACGUGAAAAUGCAAAUAUCACAAAAACAGUUCCACUAGGAACGUCCCAGUCCCCCUCAGACCUGAGGAUAAGCAUCAGCACCUUCUGCAGAGCUUUUCCCUUCCAUCUGAUGUUUGAUCCCAACAUGCUGGUGCUCCAGCUUGGGGAAGGUCUUAGGAAACAGCUCAGAUGUGAUGUUCACAAAACAUUGAAAUUCCAGGACUGCUUUGACAUAGUUUCUCCGAAGAUCAGUGCCACAUUUGAACGAGUCCUCCUGAGAUUAUCAACCCCAUUUGUGAUUCGGACCAAACUUGAGGCUUCUGGCUCUGAAAAUAAAGAUAAGGUGAUGGAAAUCAAAGGCCAAAUGAUCCACGUGCCUGAAUCAAAUUCCAUUUUGUUUUUGGGUUCCCCUUGUGUGGACAAGCUAGAUGAACUGAUGGGCCGAGGCCUCCAUCUUUCAGACAUACCUAUCCACGAUGCUACCCGUGAUGUCAUACUGGUUGGGGAGCAGGCAAAGGCCCAAGAUGGCUUGAAAAAACGAAUGGAUAAAUUGAAGGCCACAUUAGAAUGUACACACCAAGCUCUGGAAGAGGAAAAAAAGAGGACAGUAGAUCUUCUGAUUUCCAUUUUCCCAGAAAAUGUGGCUCAACAAUUAUGGCAGGGGCAGCAAGUUCAGGCCAGGAAGUUUGAUGAUGUCACCAUGCUCUUUUCAGACAUUGUUGGCUUUACAGCUAUCUGUGCCCAGUGCACACCCAUGCAGGUGAUCAGCAUGCUGAAUGAGCUCUAUACUCGAUUCGACCAUCAGUGUGGAUUCCUCGAUAUCUACAAGGUGGAAACAAUAGGUGAUGCGUACUGUGUUGCAGCAGGGCUUCAUAAAAAGAGCCUUAGCCAUGCUAAAGCCAUUGCCCUGAUGGCUCUGAAGAUGAUGGAACUUUCAGAAGAGGUUCUUACUCCAGAUGGGAGCCCUAUUAAGAUGAGAAUAGGCAUUCACUCAGGAUCGGUUCUGGCUGGAGUUGUUGGGGUUAGAAUGCCACGUUAUUGUCUCUUUGGAAACAAUGUCACGCUUGCAAGCAAGUUUGAGUCAGGAAGUCACCCACGACGCAUCAAUGUCAGUCCAACCACAUACCAGCUUCUGAAAAAAGAAGAAAACUUUAUCUUUAUCCCUCGGUCCCGUGAAGAGCUUCCAGAUAACUUUCCAAAGGAAAUUCCUGGGAUCUGUUAUUUCCUGGAGGUCAGAAGUGGUCAGAAGCAGCCAAAGCCUUCCAUCACAUCUGCCAGAGUGAGAAAGGUUUCUUACAACAUUGGCACUAUGUUCCUUCGAGAGACUAGCCUAUGAGGCCUGCUGCAGAUCAAAGACUCGUCAAAAAAGCACAAGCCCAGAACUGGGUCAUGACAGGAGAGUUGGAGAUUCUUUCUGUUUCACUGCCUUGUUCUGAACAAGCAGUAAAAGCUUGGUGUAAUGUGAGGCAAUAAUUAUUUUAAAAGGUGGGUGACUGCUGUCAUUAAACAACCUGGAAAGAGGGAAAAAAAGAAACAAAAUACUUCCAUUUCCUGAGGAAUUAUUGGUCAUAAAUUUAAAUCUGGCCCCUAACAAAAAACCACACACAUACUCAAAUCAAUAUAAAUAUUUGAGCUUGAUUUUUUUCUCUACAGAAAUAGAUGGUGGUUCUCUGUAGAUUUGCACCAGCUAAGCAGAAUUGAGAGUCAGUUCUGAUUAUGCAUUCCUACAUUUAAUGUGUUAUUCAGUAAGGUAACAAUGUUUUUUAACUUUAUGAACAAACAUUUCAUACAUAUACUGUAGAGUUGCUGUAACCUUCCUGACAGGAGGAAUUAUAAUUCAGUACAAUAUUGUAGGGAUUUUACCUCUUUUUAUACAUAUUUCACUUUCUGUACGAUUACAUUCUACACACUGUAAAAUGAGUGAGCUUAGUCAGCUUUUCAGAAUAAUCUACUGUAUAUUUCAUGUACUCUAUCAGAGCGUAUUGUUAUACACAUGGUAAGAAGUCAUUUUUUGACUUUUGGCAACAAUGAUACCAAUAUUUUGCAAAAGAAGAAAUAAUACUUUGGUAAAUCUCUUUCCCUGAUAUGUAAGUUUUAGAUGAGCACUGUCUUGCAUAUAUGAAUGAUGUUUGAUCUUUGUCCUACUAGUGAUGUGUGUCCAGUCUUUUCAGGACAAUGAAAACCAAGGCUAAAAGAUUAGUGUCUUGAUUGAUAGAAAAAGGACUCUUGCACACGAUGGACCAUAUCUCAUACCAUCAGUUUUUAGAUAGAAGUAACCAGUGGAGUCUUUUAUUUAAAAACUGCUGGUAUGUUGUAGCAUAUUAAAAAAAGCUCUCCAAAACACAUUUGAAACACUAUGGAUGGGGUUUUUUAUUCACUUUGAAUAGGACUUAUAUUCAUAAGCCACUUAAGACGUUUUGAAAAUCCCAUACAUUAUUACUGCUAUUACUCUGGCAAUUAAAUCUGUUGCUGGAGUGGCUGAAAUACCCUUACUUUAUCUAGUGUCGAAUAAACAAAAGACACUUUUUAGCCAGAAGAAAAGAAAUAAAAAGGAAAAAUUCUUACCUAAGCAUAAUUCAAAUAGUUGUUCAAAAUUCAGAUUAAUCAAGGUCUAUCAAAAUUAAAGACCAAUUUUCAUCUGGUGAAAAUUGGCAUCUCUUUAUUUUCUUCAAUGGAUUUAUGCUGGUUUGCAACUGAUGAGGAUCUGCUCUUAACAAGACCACAGCUUCAGAUAGAUUUUAUUUCUCUGGUUUCACCCUUUUCCUUGGGUUUCCUUUUCUAUCAGCAAAGACUGUAAAAUUAAUUAUGCAAGUCCUUAACCCUGGGGGGAGGGGGGGUCCUACUCAGGCCACCAUUGUUCUACUCUUAUGGAAAAGAGUUUAUUAGUAGAUAUUUUUCAGUGCUUCUGGAC